AUGUCUAUAAUGAUAAUAUAUCUGAAAGUGGGUCAGAAAAUUGCAGUGACUAUGGUUCCAACUAUGAGUCAGAUACUGAGACUACUAUUAAGUCUCCAAUACCCCAACCCCCUAAAGUAGAAGAACAAAUGUCUAAUACGACAUCUUCCACAGAGCAAGUGAAUCCCACAUAUUCUAAAAGGCAAGAAAGGUUCGACGAUAAAUUUACACAAAAAGAUGUAAUGAAUAAAAUCCGUAAAAUUGUUUCUUCGCCUGCUAGAGAUAUGUCGAAUAAUAAAGGAUCAUUGGAAGAUAUACAUUUAUGGGAUUAUCUCUUACCUAAUUACGGAGCAAAAGAAGGAAUUAGUCUGCUCGAUGCAUAUACACGGGAGGAGUUAACCAAUAGAUUGAUUAUCCAAAUUGACCAAAAAGAUAAUCAAACACCAAA
Messenger RNA from Paraglomus brasilianum, 427 nucleotides. The record is from the annotation of a GenBank genome assembly. NCBI's taxonomy places the organism in Eukaryota, Fungi, Glomeromycota, Glomeromycetes, Paraglomerales, Paraglomeraceae.